Messenger RNA from Salmo salar (Atlantic salmon), 2520 nucleotides. RefSeq names its product phospholipase B domain containing 1a (gene plbd1a). Gene Ontology annotation, cellular component: extracellular region. Gene Ontology annotation, biological process: phospholipid catabolic process. Lineage: Eukaryota; Metazoa; Chordata; Actinopteri; Salmoniformes; Salmonidae. The record is from RefSeq and is a predicted model, not a curated record. Gene Ontology annotation, molecular function: glycerophospholipase activity.
GUUGCUCAUGCUAAUGUUGCUCAAAACACGUUUGUGAUAAAUUCCCCACUGGCUCCACCAAUAAGGAAACUAUAAACUUGAACCAGACUUUCAGUUCCCUACUGUUUUUAUUUUGUGAAUAGUGUGAUUUGUUCAGGUAACAUUCAUAUCUGUAAAUCACGCAUUUAAGAUCUGUAUUUACUUCGAACAGAAAUGAAGAGGGUGUGUCUUUUGUUUUUUUUCUAUGUUGCAGCGUCUUUCGCCAGUGCUGAUGAGAUGAAAGCAGCCACAGUGUACUGGGAUGCUACACAUAAGACUGUACAACUGAAAGAAGGAGUGAUAGAAAAAGAGGGGGAUGCAUAUGGAUACCUCAAUGACACCCUCUCUCAAACGGGAUGGAGUGUACUGGAGAUCCGUGCAGGGUAUGGGGAGACCCUUGAGCAUGAUGAGGUCACCUAUUUCCUUGCGGGAUACCUAGAGGGCUUCCUCACUGCACCGCAAAUGAUUAGUCACUACGCCAACAUGUAUCCCCAGCUGAUCAAGGACCCCAAAGUUUUAGGUCCAGUGGAGCGCUUCAUGGUGAAGCAGGACUCGUGGACCAGGGAGCAGGUGAAACUGAACAGGAGCACUGAUCCUCUAUGGCACCACACCGGCUUCAUAGUUGCCCAGAUGGACGGACUUCAGGCGGGGGUCGCACACUGGGCCAAGAAACAAGGGAAAGAGCCUCUGUCCCUGUUUGCUGUCCAGUUCCUGAAUGCGGUGGGAGAUCUGCUGGACCUGAUACCAGCCCUGGUCCCUGGCACUGAGCCACCUCUCGGACAUUUCAAAUUACCCGGAAUGGGCCACUGCUCUGCCCUCAUUAAGAUGCUCCCUGGGUUUGAGAACCUGCUGUUUUCCCACUCUAGCUGGUAUACAUACGCUGCCACCAUGCGCAUAUACAAGCACUGGGACUUCCACCUCAGUGAGCCCCACACUGCCACGGGCAAGCUGUCCUUCAGCAGCUACCCAGGCUUCCUGGUGUCUCUGGAUGACUUCUACCUCCUGGGCAGUGGCCUGAUGAUGACCCAGACCACCAACAAUGUCUUCAACACGUCCCUCUUCUCCCAGGUCACGCCCCACAGCCUGCUGGCCUGGCAGAGGGUGCGUCUGGCCCACACCCUGGCACACACUGGGGAGCAGUGGGCCAAUACCUUCUCCAGAUACAACUCUGGGACCUAUAACAACCAGUACAUGAUAGUGGACAUGGGAAAAGUGACCCUGGGCCAUAGUAUAGAGGAUGGGGCUCUGACCGUGGUGGAGCAGAUUCCUGGCCUGGUAGAGUUCUCUGACCAAACUCGGGCCCUGCGCAGGGGUUACUGGCCCUCCUAUAACGUGCCUUUCCACCCAAAGAUCUACACCCUGAGUGGCUAUGGGAAGAUGUGGGAGGAGUACGGGGAGGACUUCUCCUAUGACCUCUGCCCCCGGGCCAAGAUAUUUCGUCGGGACCAGGCUGAGGUUAAGGACCUAGACUCCCUCAAACACAUCAUGAGAUACAACGGUGCGCCUACGUUCCUUGCCUUUACCUUGGCCAUUUCUUUUUACUCUGACUACAAAAAUGACCCCUACUCCAAGGGUGACCCAUGCAAGUCCAUCUGUUGCCGUAAUGACCUGAGGGAGAAAGACCCCAGCCCAGGAGGAUGCUAUGACACCAAGGUGACUGAUUUCCACAUGGCGCAAGAGUUCAGAGCGGAGGCGGUGAACGGUCCCACGACGCAGGGUGACCUCCCUCCCUUCUCCUGGGAGGACUUCAAUAGCACGGCUCACCAGGGUCUGCCAGACCACUACGACUUCCCCUUCAUCAGCAUGCAGCCUGCACUCUUCAUGCCCUGAGAGAGGUGCCAUGGGGGAGGAGGGAAAAGGUUGGAAGAGUUGCCUAUGGGGUUAGGGUAAUGGAGGAGGGAGGUUAAUGCAGAUAGACUUUAAUACUAUCACCUUUAUUUACAGUCCAAUAUAGUAAAUCAGCCUCGGGGACAAAUGCUGCAAUAAUGAUCAAGCUUCAAGGAAUUCUUAUUUUAUCUGUGUUUUGUCAAUAGCCUACCAACUUUUCUAUUCAUGCACUCAGUUGACCUAUGUCUUGGACAUUGACUAAGAGUUGCUGCUGUACUGCUGUCAUUUAGACAUAUUUUGAAAGAUGCUGAAUCAAUGUAGAAAAUGAUUGAAGCCUGGCUUGUUCGGUGCCAAAUACAAUUUUUUUUAAAUUCAGGUCAAUGACCUAAACCUAGAUUAAAAUUCAGUACCCUUUCUGUUAUAAUCAAAUCCUGACCUUGAAACUAAUUACAAUCAUGUUGUCAUAUGUUGAAUUCACUAUAUGAUAAUAUCAAUGCAAUUCUCAGGGCUCUUAAUCUCAUGUUUGUUGCAUGGCCUGCUGCUACGGUGUGUGUUUCUAUUUUUAUACAUGGAAGAAUAUCUUUGAACUUUGUACUUGUUUGAUGUCUUGGAAAGCUGCACUUCAGAAAUGUAUUUUCUAUGAUCAUUGUUAAUAAAUUUCAACAAUUCCCAUAA